GCCACUCCUCCCUGUCCCUGGAGACGCCCUUCGGGGCCCUGUGGCCCCUGCUUUGGGGGAACGGGCUGGACACACCGGGUUGAUCCGGGACGGGGCGGGAGGGUUCUCUGGAAUAGCUCUGGCUUUGCUGGAGAGUCUGCGCUGUUUUUCGCCUGAGAAUAAGUGUUGAUCAGUAAAGAAGCCAAACAAACAAGUUGCUGAAGUAAAGGAACCCUGCAGCCUUCCCAUGCUAUCUGUUGACAUGGAAAACAAGGAAAAUGGCUCUGUCGGUGUAAAAAACUCCAUGGAAAAUGGGAGACCACCUGAUCCUGCAGACUGGGCCGUGAUGGAUGUAGUCAAUUAUUUCCGAACAGCAGGAUUUGAGGAACAAGCUCGUGCUUUUCAGGAGCAGGAAAUUGAUGGGAAAUCCCUGCUGUUGAUGACAAGGAAUGAUGUGUUAACAGGACUUCAGUUAAAAUUGGGGCCUGCUCUGAAAAUCUAUGAAUAUCAUGUAAAACCUCUCCAGACAAAGCAUUUAAAGAACAACUCUUCAUAAUGCCAUCAAAUUGGGGUCUUAGACCUCAAAAAGUACAUGACAUAAUUUAGUUUCAUGUGAUGAAACUUUGUAAAUCAAUACAUACAUACAUACAUAUGUAUAUGUAAAAAAUUUCAACCAAAUGAAAAGUUAUCCUAUUGGAUAGACUAGGCAAUCCAUCAGCUGACUUGAAUUCAGCUAGGAGGAGCAAGGACCAGAUAAGCACAAAAUGAUUUUGCUUAUGGAAUUUGCCAACUAGAAUGAUCUUUGCCAUUACUAGAUUCCCUCUCCACAAAAGCUUGAGAUCAUAGGAUUUUCUUCAUAGACUGCUUUCUCAAACAUCUUUAAAAAGAAAACUCAAAGAAAUGAGCAUCUUUGGCUUACAGACAGAGUAAAAAUAAGGAACCUUGGAGAGGGGCAGAAAAGAGAAAGGGAUUGCUGUCUUUGUUGAAUUCCUCUGCUCUGUAGAGUUUGCGUUACUUGGAUGGAAUUGCCAACACCCUUUUUUUAUAGAGGGCACUCCAUUUGACCUUAUUAAGGUUUCACUGGGACAUACUGGGAUGUUUGAAAUGAAUAUGCAUCAUGGCCCCUUCAAGAGCAGAACUGUAGCUCUGAAAAGAGAAACUGUGCUGUGUUGGGGAUAUCCAUCCAUAUUCACCUGUCAUAGGGGUAAUGGUGUUUCUGCAUAGAUUUGCUUACAUUUGGUUCUUUGUUUCUGAAGAAAACAUUUUUAUACUUUAUGGUUUGUAUUUAUAAUAAUUUGUUUUUGAAAACAUUGCCAAGAGUUAUAGAUCAUAAAGCCUGUUACUGGUACAGAAUAUUUUUAUAUAUAUUCCUUCUUGAUGCUGUGAUGUUUUUUAAAUUAUCCUAUGCUUUGUUUGAUU
Molecule: messenger RNA, 1398 nt
Organism: Fukomys damarensis (Damara mole-rat)
Lineage: Eukaryota; Metazoa; Chordata; Mammalia; Rodentia; Bathyergidae
Gene: Samd13
Product: sterile alpha motif domain containing 13
Exons: 4
Coding region: 227-535 (102 amino acids)
Molecular function (GO): protein binding
Source: RefSeq, a predicted model, not a curated record